AUGCAUAAAAUCGAUCAGCUCACAAAAACGCUCAGCGACCAAGACAAAAGGUACAUUGUAGACCUGAUUGAGACGGGGCAAACGGAGCUGCUAAACCAUGAAGGAAUAAACGAGAGAAACAUCUUAGACAUCAUUAAGCAGAUCAGACAAUUCGAACUCGUGUACCCUCAUGGGCUGCGAACAUACGUGGAGAGAGCCAAAGCGUUGAUGAAAAAAUCGGAAAAAAAACUCAACCAUUUUACACACUGUGUGAUUGAAAGACCAGAUAAUUUAAUAAAAAUAAAAUUUCCCUGGGAUGAUAUGAUGCACAAAUUUGGUGCAGGCGAGAAGGUGAAGACAAUGUAUGUACCCGCUGGGCACUUCUAUUCAAAGGAAGACCAUUUCAAUGUGACGUUGAGCACGUUGAACGGAAGCAGUGAGGAGUACGACGCGAAUGGUACUUUUGCCCAGGAUGGCAAUUUCUGCUCCCCGUCGGAGGGCGAGGCUACUCCUCUAUCCCAGAGGACUCUAUCCCCAAAGACACUUUCCCACGGGCAGUUAUCCACCCCUCCGCUCUCCUCUUCUUCAUCGAACGGCGAAGGUUACAACCGUAAUAUGUAUAGAAGCAGUAACCUCUUAACUGAUGAGCCAAAAUGGACGGAACAGCAUAGAACAAACACAGAGAAGGCGGCAACGCAGGGUGGUGGAAUCUUCGCACAAAUCGACCAGUACCUGCACUACGAACAGAUAGGACUGAACCAUAUAGACCAAGUAUGUUUCGUGUUGCUAGCCGGGGGAUUGGGAGAACGAUUAAAUCACAACGACAUUAAAUUAAAGCUACUAACAAAUUUAGUCUCUGAAAAAACGUACAUUGAAUAUUAUUGUAAUUAUUUGAAAGCUUUUCAACAAUAUAUAAAAAAGGGAAAAAAUAAAGAGGUAGAUAUCCCUUUCAUUAUCAUGCUGUCCGAUGAUACAUAUGAAGAGACGGUUUCCUUUUUGCAGAGGAACAAUUUUUUUACCCUUAAGGAAAACCAAUUAUAUUUUCUAAAACAGAAAAAGGUAUUAUGCUUUAAGGACAGCGAAGCACACAUUGAUUUUGUUUUUGAAAAUGGCUCUUAUGUCCUUUCCACAAAACCACAUGGGCAUGGGGACAUCCAUUCUCUGAUUCGAACACAUAUCGACUUAGACCUGCUCAUGGGACAAGGAUACAGGUACUUGUAUUUCUUCCAAGACACUAACGCUUUAGCUAUGAAGGUUUUGUUUGUAUGCUUGGGGGUCUCCAUACAGAAGCAGCUACAUAUGAACUUCUUAGCCAUUUCGAGAAAUCCUGGGGAAGAAAUCGGAGCCAUUUGUAACUUAAUCAAUUCAAAUAAGUGCAAAAGGGUUGUAAAUAUUGAAUAUAAUUUUUUAGAGUCUAUCAUUACCGGUUCAGGGGGGAAGGAGUUGAUGGAUGAAGAUGGGUUUUCUUCCUUCCCUGGCAACACCAGUUCUAUUCUGUUCGAAAUGAAGACAUACAACGAGGUGCUGCAACGAACCAAUGGGGUCGUUCCUGAAUAUGUUAAUCCCAAAUAUGCCGAUCUUGGGAGGAAGCAUUUCCUUCGGGCUACCCGAGUGGAAUGCAUGAUGCAGGACUUCGCCUUUCUUUACUACUCUGGGGGGAGGGAAGGAUCAAGUGACGUGUCGCAGGACGAGGGGGUGAAUAACAUGGGAGGCUAUGCUUGCAAACAGGGAAGAGUUGGCGUUACGCAGCUGGACAGGCGUCUCUGCUUCUCCCCGGUGAAAAACGACCCCGCCAAGGCGAAGAGAAAAGUGCAAAUCGGCAUACACCCAGAAUGUAUGUUCAGCGCAGAAGCAGAUCUCUACCUCAGCAACUGCGCCUUUUUACAGUUAGCCUGCCUGUACAAUGGAAAGCUGUUCCUCCUAGACGAAUUUGAGGUGAAGACAUUUAAAGGGGUUCAGUAUUUCCUCCCCCCCAAAGUUUUAUUCGAACCGCAAUUUGCCUUUACCCUAACCGAUCUGAUUAAAAAAGUUAAAGGAAAUAUUUCCAUUAGGAAGAACUCCACCCUGUGGGUCAAGUCAGAUGCACUCAUUCGAAAUUUACACCUGGACGGGGCACUCAUCAUUGGAGGGGAUAAUUGUGAACACGCCGCUUCCCUCCCUGUUGUGUUGGAAAAUAAUUUGUGCGUUCGGAACAGGGGCGAUGAGCUCGUGGAGCUUGCCGACAGUGGGGAAGAGAACUCCGUGCAGCUUCAAAUAAGGGGGUAUAAGUUAGUAAAAAGGGAGGUCCUAGUGAUUAGCAGCUAG
Molecule: messenger RNA, 2283 nt
Organism: Plasmodium fragile
Lineage: Eukaryota; Apicomplexa; Aconoidasida; Haemosporida; Plasmodiidae
Exons: 1
Coding region: 1-2283 (760 amino acids)
Biological process (GO): UDP-N-acetylglucosamine biosynthetic process
Molecular function (GO): UDP-N-acetylglucosamine diphosphorylase activity
Source: RefSeq, a predicted model, not a curated record